Molecule: messenger RNA, 5456 nt
Organism: Python bivittatus (Burmese python)
Lineage: Eukaryota; Metazoa; Chordata; Lepidosauria; Squamata; Pythonidae
Source: RefSeq, a predicted model, not a curated record
GUCUCUUCUUGGCUCCCGCAGCGGGGAUGGAGGCUCUGUAUGAGGUCAAGCGUUGCUCCUAUCAGAAUCCAGGACCUGCCCCAAACGGGAAACUUCGGGAAUACUAUAUAGCAGCAGCAGAAGUGCGGUGGAACUAUGGGCCUUCCGGAUUAGACCAAAGUACUGGGAAAAGCCUGCAGGAGCCAAACAGCUCAGAGUUUAAGGAAUGCCGUGGCUGCUGGAUAAUGCAAAAAUCCAUCAUGCGCUUGUUGGUGUUCAGUUUCUCAGAGCAGUUCUUUAAGCAGAAUUCCAGUCAACCUGGGGGGACAUUUUGGAAAGCCAAAUACAUUGAAUAUACAGACGGGACUUUUCGUGUGGAGAAGAGGCGGACGGAGGAAGAAAAGCACCUUGGGAUACUCGGGCCAGUGAUCAAGGCCGAAGUAGGUGACACCAUUCAGGUGACCUUUGCAAACAAAGCCUCGUGGCCCUUCAGCAUUCAGCCCCACGGUGUGUUUUACAGAAAGCUGUCAGAAGGAACCCCAUACCAAGAUGGCUUACUCAGAAAUGGAGCAUCCGUCAAGCCAUUUGGGAACUUCACAUAUCACUGGACGGUGCCACUACAUGUUGGCCCCACAGCCUCAGACCCUCCUUGCCUGACCUGGAUGUACUCUUCUGCAGUGGAUCCCACAAGAGACACCAAUUCUGGCUUAGUGGGUCCCUUACUCAUCUGUAGGCCUGGCACUCUCAAUGAAAGAAACCAGCAGAAAGGCAUUGAUAAAGAGUUUUACCUUUUGUUUGGUGUGUUUAAUGAAAACCUAAGCUGGUAUGUGAACACUAAUCAGAAGUAUCUGAAAUACACAUUGGGGAAAGAAGAACCAUUUGAGGAUCACAUCUUCAAAGAGUCCAAUAGAAUGCAUGCCAUUAACGGAUUCCUCUUUGGAAAUUUGCCUCUCCUGGAUAUGUGCAAGGGAGACACCGUUUCCUGGCAUCUCCUGGGCCUUGGCAGUGAAACUGACGUUCACGGAGUUGUUUUCCAAGGAAAUACCAUCUUGAUGAAUGGGAUGAGGCGAGACACAGCUAGUCUCUUCCCUCACACCUUCACCACCGCCCUCAUGCAGCCCGACAACCUAGGGACUUUUGGCGUGUACUGCCAGACGAGCAACCACUAUCAGUAUGGCAUGAAAGGCCGUUACUCUGUUCAGCAGUGUGGGAAAAAGGCAUAUUUUCCAGACCAACAGUAUGGGGCAGCGAGAACCUUUUACAUCAUGGCAGAGGAGGUGGAGUGGGACUACGCUCCGGAGCGCAGCUGGGAGCUGGAAAGGCACAACAGCUCUGGAGAAGAAAGGUAUGGUGAAGUAUUUCUCAGUCGUGAGAAUGGACGAUUGGGCUCCAAGUACAAGAAAGCAGUUUAUAGGGAAUACACAGAUGGGACGUUCAAGACCCCAAAGAGCAGAACGGGUGCUGAGGAACAUCUAGGGAUAUUAGGUCCCUUUCUUUGGGCAGAAGUGGGAGAUGUUCUCAACAUAGUUUUUAGGAACAAGGCUUCGCGGCCUUACUCCAUUCAUGCCCACGGAGUCCUGGAAAAAAACAACAGGGGCUCGAAGACAGCAUUGCCUGGGGAAAUUGUAACGUAUCAAUGGGAUGUUCCUGAAAGAUCUGGUCCAGGGCCGAAUGAUUCAGCCUGUUUGUGUUGGAUCUACUACUCCACAGUGGACCGCGUCAAGGAUUUGUAUAGCGGCCUCGUUGGCCCCCUGAAAGUUUGUCGUAAAGGGACACUGGAUUCUGAUGGGAGAAGGAGAGGUGUAAGCAACGAGUUUGCCCUCCUCUUUUUGGUCUUCGAUGAAAAUCAGUCUUGGUACCUUGAGGAGAACGUGAAGACUUAUGUCCAAGGAGACUGGAACCGUUCCCACCAGCAGGACGAAGAAUUCGUGGAAAGCAACAAAAUGCAUGCAAUCAAUGGUAAAGUAUAUGCAAACCUGCCGGGGCUGAUAAUGUAUAAAGGAGACGUAGUGAACUGGUAUCUGCUGGGAAUGGGCCAGGAGAUUGACGUGCACACGGUUCACUUCCACGCUGAAACGUUCAUAUAUCGGAAUGGCAAGAGUUACAGAGCCGAUGUGGUGGACCUCUUCCCUGGGACCUUUGAAAUGGUGGAGAUGCAGGCUGGCAACCCCGGCACAUGGCUUCUUCACUGUCACGUGGCUGACCACAUUCAUGCUGGCAUGGAGACACUUUUCACAAUCCGACCCAGCCAAGAUGCAAAAUCUACAAUCAAGACUACAGAAACUUCUGAAGAGAAAAGCAUGGGGACUUCUGGAGAAAAAAGCUUCUCGCAUGACAUCGUUUUGUUUGGCUCAACACUAGACCCAGGACAUGUAGAAGCAGCAAUUAUUACUCUUGCUAUUGCCGGGAUUGUACUGUUCCUCACCGCCAGUAUCUUUCUCGGUGUGAUCAUUCACCUCAAGAGACAAAAGAGGCUGAGACGCAACAAGCGGUCUAUAUUGGAUGAAAGCUUCAAACUGAUGCGUAGUCAAAAACAUGACCUUUAGAGGACAGUGGAAGAGCUCUUGAUAGCUUUUUAGCCAGAUACAAGUGAAAAUGGCCCAGAAUAGAGUUACUAUUUUAGGAAAGUUCAAUAAGAAAUGUUACUAGCAAGUACUCCACUCUAGAUUUUAUGAUUUAAGGUUUCAGGUAUCCCAACAUUCAGAUGGAUUCCCAGAUCCUUACACUUGUAUUCAUUGAAGAAAGGGACAGAAUCUCAAGCAAAUCCAGACUGGAUGUUCAGUCAAGCACUUGGAAUCCCUCUGGCCAGCAACUUCCAUAAUCUUGUAUCAGCUUACUCCCUAUCUGGUGCUACUACCUAACCCCUGGAUCUCCUGCAUUCCUCCACUCUUGGGGCAAUUCACCCAUUCUGUGAGAUUAGCCAAUUACAGUUUCUGCAUGUUGAACAUACACCUGGCUGGGGAGGAGCAACAGACAUUGAGAAAGUUCUUUAAGAGGGCAGAGCAACUAGCAUUCUCUUGAAACAGGCUUCCACCACAAAUUGUUUUCCUUGUUUUGAACUCCUUUCAUUCCUCAGCAGUUCUUCUUUCAAAAGAACUUCUGUUUGACUAAAAUAGGACUUUCAACCCAAAAGGCCAAUGAUUAUAAAACUGAUAUAGCUUCUAACUAAAAGAAGUGGAGGAAUCAGUGUUUGGAGGUCAUGUUUGUUGACCAGCCUUUCCUAACCAGGAACUCUCCAGCUGAGUUGGGAUUGCAACUCCCAGGAUAACUGGCAUUGUGGAUGAAACAAUUGUAGACAUGGGGAGGGCAAUACUGAGUAAAGAAGCAUUUUAGUCAUUAUUUUAUUAAUGUCAAGAUGGCACAAUUAUGGGCUAGUUCAUAUCUGCAUUAUAUUGCUGGAUACCUGAUGAAAAGCAUGGCCUCAUUUCCAUCCAGAUUUUGAAAGGGGCACCAUCCCAAACUAAAGGAGCCCUUGACCAAUGCUAAGGUCAAGCCAAGGAACAAAGAACUAAAGAUUCUAUUCAUUUUGGAAGAAGAACUUAGCAAAAUUGCCAAAUGCCUUCAUAACUGAAACAGAAAGAUCCUAAUAUUUUAAAGAUCUGAAUGAAAGGUAAAUGAAACACAACAUCCAGACUGCAGGGUCUGAGAUUUAUACUCUUAAGCAUUCACCCCUGUUUGUGGUGCUCCGUUCAGGUUGCCAAAUACAUUUGGUGACAAAUCCAAGAUGAUCCUCUUUAUUUAAGACAUAUCUGUGUAGAUGGGAGAGGAGUUCAUUCAUUCUUGACUUUUUUAUAAGAAAAUACUAAAAUUUGUAGAUUUCCUCAUAAAAGUGAUAGAAACAUAUUAAGUCUAAAAAAUCUCAUGUGAGAAAAAAAAUCAUUCAUUCCGACAAAAGUUCUGAAAACUCUGAUCCCCCAAUCUGGGAAGCCCAAAGACUAGAGCACUGAAGCCUGAUAUAUUCAUGCAGCUAGUGCCUCAUCCCCCAUUCUUCAUUCCCCAUUGAACCGGCAUGCACAGAGUAGUCCAUGCGCAAAUGAAAAAUGAUUGAGGUAGUGGGGUGGGUGACAAGCUUCAGAUGACUUUACAACUUCUUAUUCCACAGGAUAUGAGAAAAUGCCAAAUGGAAAAAUCAGACAGUGGGCGUAGAAAACACUUAGUGGAUAGUAUGCUGUCUUUGGGACUGGUGCUUUGGUUCAGUCCAGGAUCCUGAAAGAUGUGCGUCUUGUCUUCCUGUCUUCUCGUUUCUCCAGAGAAAUUGCUUGGGUCAAAUGCUCUUAAGCUGCCUUAACUCUCUAGAAGUGUUAAUUAACUAAUGAGUGGGCUGCAUAGUACAGCAUGGUAUUCAGAGAGAGAGAUGAGUUUUGUCUGUGGUAUUAGAUGCAUGAUUUGGUACUCAUUCAUGCCAGUAAUUACUUGAUGUUUCAUGAUUAUAUGAAUCAGUGGGCAGAAUAUAAUUGUCUUAAAGAAAUUAGUAGCACAAGAGAGGCUGUAGCAGGUAGUCUUAGGAAGUAAAGUGAGUAGAAGGGCCAGAAUUUCCCCCUCUUGUUUCUGGCGAUUGUUUCUGUGGCCUGGAAGACUUAAGAAAUCUAAAGAACAGCUACAGUGAAAGGGUUUUCACUGUAGCUGGACCUAUCCUAAUAGAAAACCAGGAUGUCCUGCAAGAGCUUUCCCUCGUUGAAGGAGAGGUGGCCCUAACCAUGGCUUAGUCAUGUAGUGUUUUAAGAAAGAGGCAUGAAGGACUGCCUCAGACUAAAAGAAAGGUAUCUGGAAAGUAUUAGAUGGUUUUUCAUCCAGUUGUAAGAAAAGAACCUAGACCAUGCUGAUGACCAGGAACGGUGAGAGGAGGAGAAACGUCACUCAAGUUGGGUUAGAGCCCUACCAGCCAGAUGUUUGUUGGGGAGUUAAAUUGGAUUCUGAUACUGAAAAGAUAGUUGCACUCAGUGGCCUAUGGAGAAAGAAGAUAGAAUCAUUAUGCAGAGCUCUGCCAGACUCCUAGCACUAGACUUUCAAACUUCAAAUAUUAUGGACCCAUCUAAAUGAGGGAGAAAGUUGGGAAAAGAGAUUUCAAAACACAGCCACUAAGCCUUCAACAAAGUAUUAGAUCAAAGAACAUAAGAGCAUAAGCAGUGGCCUGCUGGAUCGAACCCCUUGGUCCACCCAGCUCAGCAAUCUGUUCUGACAGAGGUCAACCUGGUGCACAAGGAAGCCCACUAGGAGGGGGAAAGUCACAGUUUAGCUCUGGAAUCACUUUGGGCUGAUUUCUAUUUUAUACAGUAAUUUAUUUAAGGAAGGGAUUGCAAAAGAAAACGUACAUGAUUAAAAGACUACUGUUUCUUUGUCUGGCAUGGAGCUGUGUAAGGAAAUAUUUCUUGUCAUAAAUAUAUAUUCUUUUUACAUUCAUACACAAUGCACAUCAAAUUAAAAUGAAUCCUUUUAACUGCCCAGCAUCAGAGUCAGGCAGCGUAUAAAUUUAAUAA